CCCACAAUUCAAGUAGGGCUCUAAAAUAGGAAACGAACCUCCUUCGCUGGUUCAAAAUAAAUCUCAAACUAUAGGGAACUUGUGUGCAAAACCUCAAACGCCGGACUCUUUUAAUACGUCUGCGAACGGUUGCACUCUUCUUUAAAUUAACCGUCCCGUUUUAAAUGGUGGAACACGAGUGAGCACAGGAGUGUUUGUGAUCUCCUUGGAGACGAUCGACGCCUCAUCAAAUUGAUGCUAAAGUAGCCAGCUAGCUGCUAUCGUAAUGGUAAACAAACCACAAUGGCCACCAAGCCAAAAGGGAAACCACCUAAAAAGGUGGAUUAAGUCGGCUAAAUCCCCACUGAAGGCCCAGGCUCAAUCAGUGAUGGAGAUAUCCUUGACAGCACGUUUGAUGAUAACAUUUAACAAUUUAGGAAGGAAAUCAGGACGUGGUGGAUUACGACAUGGCACAUCUGACAUUGAAAACAUCUUCAGUAUGCUAGAUGACAUAACGAUGGAUGAAGGCAACACCGAGGGUCCAGAUGAUAUGAAUGUUGCAUCAAAGAAAACAAGUAAUUCACUUUCUGGAGAAACAAAACCAUCAGAUAAUGAAGGGUUCUUGGCAGAACCAGAUAUAGCGAGUGAUAUAAAACCAAGGGAAGCAGAUGAAGCUGCCAUUGAGGGGAAGACAAUCUCAUCUUCAGCACGUAACAGAAAGUUCAGCUUCUCUGACCUUGAUGACCAGGAUGACAUAGAUGACCUAGUUGACCUGCUUGAUGGCUUACCACAAAAUAAAAACAAGACACCAUUGAAAUCUAAUUCACAGCCGGCCAAACCUGAAAAAGGGGUACCUUCAAAUUCGCCAUCUCUUGUCCACAAAAGGGAAACAACUAGUCCAGCAAAAAAAACAAAUGAACUUGCAUUUGACGAUGAGAAAGAUGAUUUGAUUGAUGAACUUGGCUUGGACUGUGAAAAUCCCAAGAAAAAAGACAAUGUGCUUUGGUCCAACAGGGAAAGUGAGCAACCACAGAGAGCUCGUACAAGACUCGAUGAGAUUCUAGAGAAUUGUAAUUCCCGCCGUCUGGAGUGGCCACCGUCAGGUACUAAGAAUGACCAGCCUCCGUCUCGGGAGAAGAACUACAAUAUGAAAGAGGCCCUUUUAGAAGAUGACCUCACAUAUGGGUCCUAUCAGCCCACAAUGGUAGACACCACUUCAGGGCACCAGUCCCGCAGGCAGUCACUCAGAUUCCCCGCACAGGAUGUCAGUGCUUCCACCGCAGAGAAAAAGCCACCCAUCGUCCCGAACGCCGCUCGAUCCCGCAACCCAGCUGACUGGCUCUGUCUCAGGGCAAACGAUGAGCAGAGCAACCUCGAAGAUGACGCCAAAGAGAGGAAGACUUCCACAGAGUCUCCAAAAUUUCCUUCCUCUCCUUUAUUGGAGAGAAAACCCUCUCUGGCUAGUGACCAGAAUACAUCAGCUGCUAAAAUGGAAGUGAAUGCCUCAGCUUUGACUGACACCAAAGCAGUAAAGCCAGAGACUAGCAAAAGACAAAAGAAAGAGGAGGAAGAUGAUGAUUGGUUGGCAGGAGCUCUUAGUAGAAAGAAGUCUUUCUCAGGAUCUAACUCUGAUGUUAAAAUAUUCAAUCAGGAGCAAUCUUUAGGCCUGGGAGGAGAAGUGGAUCUGGAGUCACUUGUUAGUAAGGAAGCUCCUUCACAAGCCCACAAAGGCAAAAAUAACUUCUCUGGUAAACAGUCGUCAUCCUCCAAGGAUGCUGGCGCUUCACUUAGACAACAUAGCAUUGCUGCACAGAAUGCCCCUGAAAGAGAAGAGAGAGCCAACCAAGCACUUCCACAGCCAAACCUAAUGCUAAACUCAGCAGCUGCUGUCCAACAACAGGUGGCAUUUUCAGCUGACAGUCUGCAGCAGUUGUUACUACAACAGCAGAUGAUGCAGUCACAGUUAUUGGGGCUGCGGGGUGUUUUGGAUGUUGGGGCCCUGCAAAAACUAAAUGAGCAGCACCAUGGAGAUGGAGAGGAUUUACAUGCACGCAUCAUUCAGCUGGAGGGACAGACUAAGACUCUGCAGCUGGAGCGAGACCACACCCAGAUGUUGCUGGAGAGUCUCCAGCAGCGACAUAGACAGGACAUUGAACUCAUGGAAAACGCACACAAGACUCGCGUGAAGCUUCUCGAGGAAUCAGCACUCCAGAGGGAGACACGGAUGCGACAGGAGAGCGAAGACCUAAUUGAACGCUUGGCUGCUCUAACCCAAGCUGCUGAGAAGGAGCGCUCAGACCUGCAGGCUCACUACCAGCGUAAACUGGCCCAGUUCCAGCAAGACCAAGACCGUGAUGUAGAGAGACUCCGGGAUUUGCAAAGGAAAUCCAUCAUGGAGAUGAAGAAAGACUAUGAAAACCAUGUCAAUAGACUGAAAAGGCUAAAAGAAGAAGAGAUUGAUGCAGUAACAAGUGCAACAUCUGAGACCAGGUCUCUGACGCUAGUGAUUGAGCAGAUGGAGCAGUUUUCCUCUCGGCUUGGAGAUCUCUCCUCUCUGGUUGAGACCAGGCAUGAACACACAACCCAUGGCUUGGAGCAGGGAGCGCGCCACAGAGAUGAACAGCUUCGAAUCAUGCAGGAUCGUUUGACUCAGCAGCAGAAAGUGAUGGCGGAGGAGAAGGCUUACCUUAAAGAAAUCAUUUCCAGGAUGGACACUCAGAUCAGUGAACAGCAGAGACAAAUUGAAAAGGAGCGCUGGAAGGUUACAGCAGAGCAAGGCAAGGUGGAGUCUUCCCUGAAAAGCCUGGAAGAAGAACGCCGGUCCCUUACUAUGCAGAUGAACAUGGAGAGAGAGGAGCUGGAAAGAGCCAAGAGUGCGUUACUAGAGGAGCAGAAGGCAGUGAUGCAGCAGUGUGCAGAGGAGCGAAGAAAGCUAGCGGCGGAGUGGAACAUCUUCCAUGUCCAGGAAAAACAGCGUAGAGAAAGGGCCGAACAGGAUGUCAGCACCCUACUGGAGAGGAGAGAGGACUCCAUAAUGAGUUUGUUACAGGAGCAAGCAGAUUUGAAGCUUCGCAGCGGAGAGUUGAAACAGAAAGAGAUGGCUGUGGCACAGGAAAGAGAGGCUCUGGAACAAUUUAAAGGAGAACUGGAUCGAGAAAAGGAGAGAAUAAGCAGCACUGCUCUGAGGCUCAAAAUUCGAGCACAGGAAGUUGAUGCCUUCAGCAAGCUGGCAGCUGAAAAGUAUGAGGAAGGAGAGCAAGCAUUGCAGGAAGCCAAACGUUUGGAGGCUGAACACCAGGCAAGGCUGAGAACUAUUCAUUCUCAAAUUGAAAGACUGAGGCAUCUUGAACAACGUGCUCUUCAGGAGCGAACCAGGUUUAAUCUCCAGGAGACAAUGGAGAAGCCUCGACCUGAACCGCCAAGUGGUUCUUUGACACAAACCAAUCCCAUUCUACCAGACUCGGGUUCAGCGAUGUGCGAGCCAAAGCUGACACAAACCCCUAACACCUCCCAGAUAAUACCAAAUUCUCAUUCUGUGGCACUUCAGACCAGUCUGGCUAUAUGGAAGUACAAUGCACGAAAGGACCAUGACUACCUGCAAGAGCAGCAGAUCUUCCUUGAAAACUUGAAGAAAAAGUCUAACAGACAGAAGUCACACUGGACACAAGCAUCAUGAUUCAAGCUCAGUUUCAGGAGCUUAGUUUUGUACGACAACAUUGUUUAUUGGAGAAAAGGAAAAAAAGGAGUCUUGUUUUCCUUGGAUUUAGUUUCUUCAUCCUAACUCAGAAAUUCCACCUAAAAGGGUACAAAAUAAGAAAAAGUUACAAUCUCACACUGCAUAAAGUGACAAUUUAAUUGUAGACAAGCCUCAGGUUACCAUGACUCAACAUAUAUGUUCAGACAGGGAUAACUUGUAUCAUCACUGACUUGAUUCUGGAUAAGUCUGUCCAACAAGAAGUACCUCUAAAUCUCCUUUCCCACAGACCGAUGUUCUCUUUGAUGUCUAAUUUACUGCACCUAGUGAGAGAAAUAUCACAAUCAUCCUCUUGUGAUGAGCUUUGACAAAAAAAAAAGUUUUGGUGCAUUUCUCAGACGAGCUCUUUGCCAUCGUCAGUUAUCGCAUCAGACGGCACUUCCUAUGCAGCAGUUAUCCUCACUGAAAAAGGUACAGACCACAACACUUGGAGACAGUGUGAUACACACCUGUACAACAUCACUUCGUUCAAACACUCGGAACCAAGUGGCGCAGAACAGACCUGGAACGAGAACAAGUUCAUGAGGGCUGGAACAUUAGCAUCGUGUUUCUACGAGGCCCAUUCUACUGCUCGUCAGAUACCAUUGUUUUCCACACGUUUUCUUCAGACAGGGAUAACAAAACUCAUCACAUACAAAGACUACAGAUUACAUUUUAAGUGUAUAUCACAACAACCAUGAGAACCUUACCGUCAUAAUUAACUUGCAUCGCACAUGGUCGAGGGCAUGCUCUCCAUCCACCACGUGCUGCGUUGAAGCAAAAAAGCUAACGCGCUAACACCAUUAGAACGUCGCUAGAUUCUUCAUCCUACGUUACUCUAAAAUAAAAAUCUCUGUUCAACGAGGACCGCCUAUGUUCACUGACUUCAUAUUUGAAAAUAGAUAUUAAAAGCUGCUGCACGUUAUCGUGGACGAUUGCAGCAGUCAUCUUCAACACCAGCAAGAGAACAGCCAAGGACAGGAAGUCUCGCGCGACCUGGUUUUACGCGACGGUGACGUCACAGCAAAUGCAAAAAAAUGAUGGGCGUGGCUAUAAUGUUAUGGAAAACUAUAGGGGAACUAUAUUAUUAAUUAUGACCAAGCACUCCCCGGCCAACAUGAUCUAUACGAGCAAAAUCAAAUGUAUCUAAAUAAUAAAAAUGUUUUGUUGA
Phyllopteryx taeniolatus (common seadragon) is the source of this 4883-nucleotide messenger RNA. RefSeq names its product fas-binding factor 1 homolog. Gene Ontology annotation, biological process: cilium assembly; establishment of epithelial cell polarity. Bases 266 to 3655 code for a protein of 1129 amino acids. NCBI's taxonomy places the organism in Eukaryota, Metazoa, Chordata, Actinopteri, Syngnathiformes, Syngnathidae. The record is from RefSeq and is a predicted model, not a curated record. Gene Ontology annotation, cellular component: centriole; ciliary basal body; ciliary transition fiber. The transcript is spliced from 30 exons.